AGUCUUUUAGGCCCAAGUUUCUAGUGAUCCGUCGGAUUUAAGCUGCCAUGAGCAAGAUCAUCAGCAGGCCAGCAGGUGCCAGGAUGGACCGCCGCCGCACGGAAGGGGAUCAUCACUACCAGGUUCGCAUUAACGACCUGUCCAACAAAAUGACCCGGCAGGGGUCCAUCUCCCUGGCCAUGCGGAAGGUCAGGGGCGGCGGGGGCCUGGCAAUGACACACAGUUACCACCUGCUUUGAUGUUCUGUCAGGAGAGCAAGAAGUAUAGACCAAUGCCGGCCUUGUUCCAACUCCCUGACACGCGGCUGCAGCCACCUUCGCCUUCGAAAUUCUCUCCCUUGGCGGCUCACCCGUUGAGCACAGCUGCACAGGCCGAAGAUCCAAGGAGGACCACUGGCAUGUUGAACCGGCGUUCCACCCUUCCAGCAUUGUUGGAUGUGAACAGCGAAGCCUUGAUGCUCUCGCGGCAGUUGCAUUUGGAUUUUCACGAAGUGAAAUGUGUUGUACAGGAGCUGCGGCGAGAUACCAAGCGCAAGUCGAACGGUGGAAUGGACUUGCCGACUUUCCGACAGAUGAUGCUGCGUGUGUUUGGCCUCGAAGAGAUCAAUGAGUUCGUGUUGCAGGACGCCUAUGACCAGUGCCAAGCAGUCGCCGGCCCCAUUGACUCCAGGAAGUUCAUGACUUGGUACCGUGAUCACAUUUUCAAUCUCCAGGCAUCGAAGGCGCACGCCGACAGUGGAGAUGAUCUGACCCUGGACUUGGCCAAGAAGCAUCAAAUCUCGUGCAUUGACUUGGACAAAGUGAAGUUGAAAUUUGAUCACUUUGACGUUGACAAAUCGGGCGUGAUUGACUUCCAAGAGUUUGAGGCUAUGAUGUACGAACUUCUUCAUUGCCACAGCCGCUGGGUUGUCAUCAACCCUGCUUUGGGGCGUUGUGUUUAUCACACACCAGGUAAGUCGGAUUUGCCCCGCAACCGCUUGAAUCGUUUCUGGCACGAAGCCGAUAUCGACGGCAACGGCGUCAUCGACUUCGAGGAGUUUACCGAGUGGUACUUGAAAUAUUUCUCGGAAGCCUCAAACAAUGGACCGGUGGAAGCCUUCUACGCUUCCUAUAUGCCCGAUGAGCCGCUGGGUGAAGGCAAGUGGGAUUCAGAGGCACAGUGGUGUUUUUUUACUAGAGGUCAGAGGCAGCAAAGUUCAAACACAUCCGGAAGAGUUCUGAAGUUGUUGGCAAACAUCACUACUUUCUACUGA
Molecule: messenger RNA, 1252 nt
Organism: Cladocopium goreaui
Lineage: Eukaryota; Dinophyceae; Suessiales; Symbiodiniaceae
Source: the annotation of a GenBank genome assembly